CUCAGCCUCCAGCUGGACUCUCCCCUCCCCGAGCUGAGGAUCCCCUCCUCAGCUCCCCAUCUCUGCCCAGAAUGCUCACCAUGGGGACACCCACCAGGAGGAAGUCACACCUGCUGCUGCUGCUGCUAGUCACUGUGGCCCUUGUCUCCUCUCCAGCUUGGAGUUCAGCCCGGGGAUCCCCGGCCACUUUCGGGCCAGUCUUUGAAGAUCAGCCCCUCGGUCUGCUGUUCCCGGAGGAAUCCACUGAGGAGAAGGUGACGCUGGCGUGCCGUGCCCGGGCCAGCCCUCCAGCCACCUAUAGGUGGAAGAUGAAUGGUACCGAGAUGAAGUUGGUGCCAGGUUCCCGCCACCAGCUGGUAGGGGGCAACCUGGUCAUCAUGAACCCCACCAAGGCACAGGACGCCGGCGUCUACCAGUGCCUGGCCUCCAACCCAGUGGGCACCAUCGUCAGCAGGGAGGCUGUGCUCCGCUUCGGCUUUCUGCAGGAGUUCUCCAAGGAGGAGAGAGACCCAGUGAAAACCCACGAAGGCUGGGGGGUGAUGUUGCCCUGUAACCCACCUGCCCACUACCCAGGCCUGUCCUACCGCUGGCUCCUCAACGAGUUCCCCAACUUCAUCCCGACGGACGGGCGUCACUUCGUGUCCCAGACCACGGGGAACCUGUACAUUGCCCGGACCAACGCCUCAGACCUGGGCAACUACUCCUGCCUGGCCACCAGCCACAUGGACUUCUCCACCAAGAGCGUCUUCAGCAAGUUUGCUCAACUCAACCUGGCUGCUGAAGACACCAGGCUCUUUGCACCCAGCAUCAAGGCCCGGUUCCCGGCAGAGACCUACGCGCUGGUAGGACAGCAGGUCACCCUGGAGUGCUUCGCCUUUGGGAACCCUGUCCCUCAGAUCAAGUGGCGUAAAGUGGACGGCUCCUUGUCCCCCCAGUGGGCCACAGCCGAGCCCACCCUGCAGAUACCGAGCGUCGCCUUCGAGGAUGAGGGCACCUAUGAGUGUGAGGCGGAGAACUCCAAGGGCCGCGACACCGUCCAGGGCCGCAUCAUCGUGCAGGCUCAGCCCGAGUGGCUCAAGGUGAUCUCAGACAUGGAGGCUGACAUCGGUUCCAACCUCCGUUGGGGCUGUGCGGCGGCCGGCAAGCCCCGGCCCACGGUGCGCUGGCUGCGGAAUGGGGAGCCUCUGACCUCCCAGAACCGUGUAGAGGUGCUGGCUGGGGACCUGCGCUUCUCCAAGCUGAGUCUGGAAGACUCGGGCAUGUACCAGUGUGUGGCAGAGAACAAGCACGGCACCAUCUACGCCAGCGCGGAGCUGGCCGUGCAAGCACUGGCCCCCGACUUCAGGCUGAACCCCGUAAAGCGUCUGAUCCCCGCGGCCCGCGGGGGAGAGAUCGUUAUCCCCUGCCAGCCCCGGGCGGCCCCGAAGGCUGUGGUGCUCUGGAGCAAAGGCACCGAGAUUCUGGUCAACAGCAGCAGAGUGACCGUAACUCCGGAUGGCACCUUGAUCAUAAGAAACAUCAGUCGGUCAGAUGAAGGCAAAUACACCUGCUUUGCUGAGAAUUUCAUGGGCAAAGCCAACAGCACGGGCAUUCUGUCUGUGCGAGAUGCAACCAAGAUCACUUUGGCCCCCUCGAGUGCUGAUGUCAACUUGGGGGACAGCCUGACCCUGCAGUGCCACGCCUCCCACGACCCCACCAUGGACCUCACCUUCAUCUGGACCCUGGAUGACUUCCCCAUCGACGUGGAUAAGCCUGGGGGUCACUACCGGAGGGCCAGUGUGAAGGAGACGGUUGGGGAUCUGACCAUCCUGAAUGCCCAGCUGCGCCACGGCGGGAAGUACACGUGCAUGGCCCAGACGGUGGUGGACAGUGCGUCCAAGGAGGCCACGGUCCUGGUCCGAGGUCCACCGGGUCCCCCAGGAGGUGUGGUGGUGAGGAACAUUGGCGACACCACCGUCCAGCUCAGCUGGAGCCGAGGCUUUGACAACCACAGCCCCAUUGCCAAGUACACCCUGCAAGCUCGCACUCCACCUGCAGGGAAGUGGAAGCAGGUUCGGACCAAUCCCGCCAACAUCGAGGGCAAUGCCGAGACCGCCCAGGUGCUGGGCCUCACACCCUGGAUGGACUACGAGUUCCGGGUCUUAGCCAGCAACAUCCUGGGCACUGGGGAACCCAGUGGGCCCUCCAGCAAAAUCCGGACCAAGGAAGCAGCCCCCUCAGUGGCACCCUCAGGACUCAGCGGAGGGGGUGGAGCCCCCGGAGAGCUCAUCGUCAACUGGACGCCCAUGUCGCGGGAGUACCAGAACGGAGACGGCUUCGGCUACCUGCUGUCCUUCCGCAGGCAGGGCAGCACCACCUGGCAGACCGCCCGGGUGCCUGGCGCCGACGCCCGGCACUUCGUCUACAGCAAUGACAGCGUCCAGCCCUACACGCCCUUCGAGGUCAAGAUCCGCAGCUACAACCGCCGCGGGGAUGGGCCCGAGAGCCUCACCACGCUGGUGCACUCCGCUGAGGAAGAGCCCAGGGUGGCCCCUACCAAGGUCUGGGCCAAGGGGGUCUCAUCCUCAGAGAUGAACGUGACCUGGGAACCCGUGCAGCAAGACAUGAAUGGCAUCCUCCUGGGGUACGAGAUCCGCUACUGGAAAGCCGGGGACAAGGAAGCAGCCGCUGACCGAGUGAGGACAGCAGGGCUGGACACCAGUGCCCGAGUCACCGGCCUGCACCCCAACACCAAGUACCAUGUGACCGUGCGGGCCUACAACAGGGCAGGCACCGGGCCCGCCAGCCCUUCUGCCAAUGCCACCACCAUGAAGCCCCCUCCACAGCGGCCUCCUGGCAACAUCUCUUGGACUUUCUCAAGCUCGAGUCUUAGUAUCAAGUGGGACCCUGUGGUUCCUCUCCGAAAUGAGUCUGCGGUCACUGGCUAUAAGAUGCUCUACCAGAAUGACUUACACCCAACUCCCACGCUUCACCUCACCAGCAAGAACUGGAUAGAAAUCGCCGUUCCUGAAGACAUCGGCCACGCCCUAGUACAGAUUCGGACCACGGGACCUGGAGGGGACGGGAUCCCGGCCGAAGUCCACAUCGUGAGGAAUGGAGGCACAAGCAUGAUGGUGGAGAACUCCGCAAUCCGCCCGGCCCCACGUCCCGGUGCCAUCCUCUCCCCGUCCGUGGCAAUGCUGGUCCUCAUAGGCUACCUGGAGCUCUGAUCGUGGCGCCCCUCCCUCUCUGCCACAGCCGGACACCCACCUCUGAUGGACGCAGCCAGCUGGCCCUGGUCCCUUCCUGAUGCCAAGGUGGCUCAACACUGUGCCUGAGAAUGGCUGGUUUUCAAUACCUAUUUUAAACAGUGCCCUUUUCAUAGGAGGUAGGAUAUUUCAUAUUCUGCCACAGGAUAGAACCCGCGCAAGGAUUUUUUUUUUUUUUCUUUAAGUCAAAAGACACCAGGCAGCAACUUUCAUGAUGAUACCGAACGCUAUGCCUGGUCCUCUGGGGCACCUGGAUGGAAGCAACAGGCCCAGGGGAAGAAGGGGGUUUGAAAUGUGUGUCUGCACGUCGGGGGAGAGGGCGCUCUGGUACCACAGACGGACUCUGUCCCCUGACAGCGGGGUGUGGGGCCCGGUGGGAACACUGGACGCAAAUGCCCUGCAGUAGGACGAAACAC
Molecule: messenger RNA, 3664 nt
Organism: Panthera uncia (snow leopard)
Lineage: Eukaryota; Metazoa; Chordata; Mammalia; Carnivora; Felidae
Gene: CNTN2
Product: contactin 2
Biological process (GO): cell-cell adhesion; brain development
Molecular function (GO): cell-cell adhesion mediator activity
Source: RefSeq, a predicted model, not a curated record